Protopterus annectens (West African lungfish) is the source of this 1531-nucleotide messenger RNA. It is a transcript of the gene TOMM70, whose product is annotated as translocase of outer mitochondrial membrane 70. The record is from RefSeq and is a predicted model, not a curated record. Bases 59 to 1525 code for a protein of 488 amino acids. NCBI's taxonomy places the organism in Eukaryota, Metazoa, Chordata, Ceratodontiformes, Protopteridae. Gene Ontology annotation, molecular function: protein binding. The transcript has 10 exons.
CUCCAGUGGGACUGUGACCCCUGUCUCCCUUCUUGGUGGUUGGGGUUAGUGUAGGAUCAUGGCUGCUUCAAAGCCUGUGGAGCCAGGUACGGGGGGCGGUCUGUCUCGCUGGCAACUAGCUUUGGUUGUAGGGGCACCGAUCGUUAUUGUGGCUGGCUCUCUGUAUUUAUGGAACCGGCGGAGAGCGGGUAAGAACAGCAAGGGGAGGAAAACUCCAGAAGGCAGAGCAAGUCCGGUGGUUGAGCGUCUGGAAUCAGCGCAGGUCAUGCAUCAGAACCAGAACCCCGAAGAGUUGAGCCCACAAGACCGAGCUCAGUCUGCAAAAAACAAAGGAAACAAGUACUUCAAGGCUGGAAAAUAUGAACAAGCUAUCCAGUGUUAUACUGAAGCUAUAAAUCUGUGCCCUCCCAACCAAAAAACUGACCUUUCCACAUUCUACCAGAACAGGGCUGCUGCGUAUGAACAGUUGCAAAAAUGGAAAGAAGUGUCUGAGGACUGCACUAAAGCAGUGGCGCUCAAUCCCAAGUAUGUUAAAGCCCUUUUCCGACGUGCAAAGGCGUACGAGAAACUAGAUUUGAAGAAAGCAUGUUUAGAAGAUGUUACAGCUGUAUGCAUUCUAGAGGGCUUCCAGAAUCAGCUCAGUAUGCUACUAGCUGACAAGGUAUUGAAACUUCUUGGGAAAGAGAAAGCCAAAGAAAAAUACAAGAACCGGGAACCUCUGAUGCCCUCUCCACAGUUUAUCAAGUCUUACUUCAGUUCCUUCACAGAGGAUAUAAUCUCUCAGCCACUGUUAAAAGGAGAGAAAUCUGAUGAAGAUAAAGACAAAGAAGGAGAAGCUGCAGAGGUCAAAGAAAGCUCUGGGUACUUAAAGGCUAAGCAGUACAUGGAAGAAGAGAACUAUGAUAAAAUUAUCAGUGAGUGCACGAAGGAGAUAGAAGCAAAUGGAAAAUAUAUAGCAGAAGCCUUGUUACUGCGAGCUACCUUCUACUUACUAAUUGGCAAUGCUGCAGCAGCUAAUCCAGACCUCGAUAGGAUUAUCAGCAUGGAAGAUGCAAAUGUCAAGCUUCGUGCAAAUGCAUUGAUAAAACGAGGCAGCAUGUAUAUGCAGCAGCAGCAGCCAAAUUCUUCUACUCAAGAUUUCAACAUUGCUGCAGAGAUUGAUCCACAGAAUGCAGAUGUCUACCACCAUCGUGGCCAGUUAAAGAUCUUGCUUGACCAAGUGGAAGAAGCCGUUACAGAUUUUGAUGAAUGUAUCAGACUUCGACCAGACUCUGCUUUAGCACAGGCCCAGAAGUGCUUUGCAUUGUAUCGCCAGGCCUACACAGGAAAUAAUCCUUCACAAAUCCAGGCAGCAAUGAAAGGUUUUGAGGAUGUCAUCAAAAAGUUUCCAAGGUGUGCAGAAGGUUAUGCACUUUACGCACAGGCACUGACAGACCAGCAGCAGUUUGGUAAAGCAGAUGAAAUGUAUGAUAAAUGCAUUGAGCUUGAACCGGAUAAUGCCACUACAUAUGUUCACAAGGGGUAAGUAAUA